GUGCUCUGCUGAAGCCACGCAACUCAACAGCAUCUCACCAGUUUUACAAAAAUGUCCAUGUGGAGUUUCAUCUUGCUUUUGAUCUCUGUACAGUGUGUGUUUGGUACUAGUUCAGAUGCCGAUGAAACGCUAUCAGUGAUGGAGGACGAUUCUGUCACCCUUCAUGCUGAUGUUUCUGCAAUAAAGAGAGAGGAUCAGAUACUGUGGAGAUUCGGACCUGAAAACUCUCGUAUUGCUGAAAUCUACAAGCAGAACAUGCCAACAUAUGACAUUAAUGAGAGAUUCGUUGACAGACUGGAGAUGAGUAUUCAAACUGGGUCUCUUACCAUCAAAAACAUCGGAAUACAACACUCUGGACUUUACAAAGUAACCAUCAUCAGUAAUGGAGGGACUUCAGAAAAGAGGUUCAGAGUUAUUGUCUGUGCUCGUUUGCCUAUUCCCAACAUCACCAGAGACUCUUCGCAAUGUUCAUCAUCAUCAUAUUGUUCACUGUUGUGUUCAGUUGUGAAUGUGAGUGCUGUGACUCUCUCCUGGUACAAAGGAAACAGUUUAUUGUCCAGCAUCAGUGUGUCUGAUCUCAGCAUCAGUCUCUCUCUACCUCUGGAGGUGGAAUAUCAGGAGAACAACAUCUACAGCUGUGUGAUCAACAAUCCCAUCACAAACCAGACCACACAUCUCAACAUCACUCAACUCUGCCAGCCAUGCGCAGACACUACUCGUUGUGGUUCUGCUGAAGCUGUGAUCCGAUUGGUCGUCUCUGUUGUGGUGGGCGUGGCUACUGUUGCUGUAUUAGUUGAUCACUUCAGAUCUGUUAGUGAUACAUCACCAUUGGUCCCUUAAAUGGCUGUUUUUGUUGUUGUUUUUUAUAUUCCUCUUCUUCAGAAUGAGAAUGAAGAUCGGUGGACAUGUACUACUCAGCCUAAGCUUUAUUUGCUAUUCAUUCACUGACUGUCUGAUGUACAUGCACACAAAAAUAACAAGUAGCCUACUGAAUAAUGAGUUCCAUUCAGAUCAGAUUUCUUUUGUGGGUAAAGCCCUUUGUUUGUAAAUAAGAAAAAGCUGUUUACAGGAUACAAGGGGGCAAAUUGAAAUCCACAAGCAGAACUGUAUUAAUAUUUAUUGCUAUGUGUUCUGAGAUAUGUCUGUAAAACAGAAACCAUUAACAAAGGCUAUUAGCUAUUAACAAAGGCCAAUCUUCUGUACUGCACGGAGACUGCCUCACUAGUAUAUUAACCACACCAUGUCUGUGAAUUUAUUGAUAUAUAUUUAUGUAUUAAUAUAUAUUUAACCCAUGUGCAUCAAGUAAAAAAGUUACACUUAGGUCAGUGGACAAAAAUCUCCAUGUAAACAAUUGUCAUAAAAAUGUGAAGCUUGGGAGCAUAGAGUUAAGUUUGGUCUCAUUUUAAAGAAGACCCAUGGCAGAUAAAAAAAAAAAAAGUUUAAAGGUGAAAAAAUGUUACAUUUAUGAAAAUGAUUUAUGAAUGAUAUUUUAUAUAAAAUAUUAAUUAUAUGACACAUGUUGAACUCUAAACCUGCUAGAAGAUCAAAGCCAUAAAUCUAAACAAGUUGUGUUCCAAAUUUGAGGUUGAUAUAAAAAAAAAAAUUGCUUUCAGUGAGAUUUUUGCAGCUUUCUCUCUCAAAUAUUACAAGCACACUCACCCACACACACACAAACACACACAAUUAUUACGUCACACAUACAAACCACAUCAUGACAUCCAUACCAACACACCCACACAAUUAUAGCUGCAAUAUUUAUCGAAUUGGCUCUAUAAUAUGCAGAAGCAGGAAACAGGAAUAAAGUGAGCAUUUGCUUUAUAGGCCAGACCUGAACAAAUUGCUCCAUCAAGGAUAUAUUAAAUAUAAUGAUAAUUUUGAAGCCCUGCCAAAAGAAUGAAAGCCUAUUAACAAAAAUUGCAUAAUUUUACACUGAAAUGGCACUGCGAUUAAAAAUAGCCAUUUUAAUGGGAUUCAGUGGGGACAUUUUUGUCCUUAUGGUCCUGAAAGGAACAAUUUUGUGUACCUAGUGCAAAACAGAUUAAUAAAAAGGAACAAAUGGUAUAGUAAAUAAUAUAAGAAUAGUAAAAUUCCAAUAGAAAAAACACACCUGUGCCAAAAUGUAUGCAGUUGGCAAUAACACAGGCAAAAUGACUAACACUGAAAAGGACAAAAAUGUCCAAAAGUAAUCACCAAAAACUAGGAUAAUUUGAAAGCCUAAAAUGUUAAUAUACAUUUUUUGAAUUUGCAAACAGACUUUGUGUUACCAUAAAAACUGAACUUUAAAUCCUAUUAAGUGGUUGCAAUUUGCACUUUUUAAACCAAAUCACAUAAAUCAAAUCCUUGACAAAACAUAAUUGAAAUAAAAAUAAUAAUAAUAAUAAUUCUAACAUUUCAGGUUUAUGUUUGACUGCUGAUAUAAGUGAUACUUUGAAUACACACGUUUUAAUUGUGAGUAGAGAAUGCACCAAACAUGUUUUAAUGGAUUGCGUGUAGCAUCUGUUUGUCAACUUAGAACUACUUUAGAGUAUGAUCUACUUUGUGAAAUAUAAUUUCUUAUUAUAAAUAAAAAUAAAAUUAAUUAAUUAAACUUCACCUCACCAAUAAACUCCCAAAUUAGCAUUCAUGAAUUACAUUUAUUAUGCCCCCAAAAAUGGCAGCUAACAAGUUAUAACCAGAAAUAAAUAUAAAGCCUAUAUUUUGUAUUUAUCCUCACUCUGAACAUCUUUACUUUGGACCAAGUAAGCCUUGUUUCACAUCUAAGCUAAGCAUGACA
Messenger RNA from Carassius gibelio (silver crucian carp), 2773 nucleotides. Its product is annotated as SLAM family member 9-like. The coding region runs from base 52 to 840 and encodes 262 amino acids. The record is from RefSeq and is a predicted model, not a curated record. NCBI's taxonomy places the organism in Eukaryota, Metazoa, Chordata, Actinopteri, Cypriniformes, Cyprinidae. The transcript is spliced from 4 exons.